AUGACAAGGAUCAGAUCGGGAGGUUUUCUUGUGGUGACCUUUGACCUGUGCUUCCUAUUUCCUAUGAGUGCACCAGAGGCGGAGCAACAGCUGGGGGCGGGGCUUCAACUUCUUCAAGGCUCGGGAUUGGUUAUUGAUAUGAGCAGCAUCGGAGUGACAGGCAAAGGAGUCAUUUCGACCGCCUUUGUGACGCCUCCCACCUCUGAGACCCCUCCCACCUCUGAGACCCCUCCCACCUCUGAGACCCCUCCCACCUCUGAGACCCCUCCCACCUCUGUGAGCCCCAGCUCUUCUCCAGCUUCCUGCCCGGAGGGUCACAUGCUCUGCUCUGACGGCUCAGGCUGCGUUCUGAUCGAUCGAUUCUGUGACGGACACGAUGACUGUCCCGAUGGAUCUGACGAAGACCAGCACACCUGUGAGGAGGGGAGGGACUUCCUGCGGCUGUUCGAGGGCGUGGGGGCAGACCGGCAACUCAUUGGUUUGUGCUUGCCUUACAUUUGGACGUCCUCUCACCUGCUCUUCUGA
This is a messenger RNA of Periophthalmus magnuspinnatus, 525 nucleotides long. Its product is annotated as enteropeptidase-like. Bases 1 to 525 code for a protein of 174 amino acids. The transcript is spliced from 4 exons. Gene Ontology annotation, molecular function: protein binding. NCBI's taxonomy places the organism in Eukaryota, Metazoa, Chordata, Actinopteri, Gobiiformes, Gobiidae. The record is from RefSeq and is a predicted model, not a curated record.